UGAGCCUGGAAAAGGUACGCUGGGGCUGUGGGCUAGAGGGUGGGACACACCCUCUGCGGCGGAAAGGGCAGAGCUUAUCUCAGUCGACGACAGUUAAAUAGCCUAAACCACGCUCGUUGCUGGGUUCGGUUCCGGCCUCCUGGUUUCUGGGGGACUGAGUGUGGGGCAGGUGGGAUUCCCGCUGAACCCCUGGUGAAGGGGCGGCGCGUCUCGGUGGAACCCCCACCUCUGGUGACAGAAUCCAACAUCGAAGCCACAGCCCUCCUAAGAAGUGGGACUGAGUCUGAGGCAGGUGGAGCAGGGUUGAGGCUUCAGCCUAUGACCACUGGAGGACUGCCGAGGGGCGGCGCUCCAGCCUCUGGCGGGCUCCCCUCAGGAUGGGUAGAGGGGGGCCCACAAGGCAAGGGGCACAGCUUCGGCCUCCUACAGCCUAUUCCUUGUGCUCCCGCCACGGCCUCUCUAGCACCUGGGGACUGAGUCUGUGAAGUCCGCUUCACCUUGGGCGUCUUCUGCUUCUUGGCGCGGAAGCCACUCGGGGAGUGGGGGGAGGGGGGCGCCACUGGGCCAUUCCUGCAUCUCCCUGACCUUGUCUGCCUCUCGCCCCCGGGGAGAUUAGUGUCCAGGUUACCCCACCAUGCUGCCGCCCCCAGUGGCCUUGCCGCCCCCACAGCCCACAGCUAUAAGACCAGGUAAACGCGGCAGGGGAGACACCGAGGAUGGAGAUGCUUCAGGGGCUGCGGCUGUGGCUGUGGCUGCUGCUGAGCGUGGCCGGGGUGUGGGCACCCAGGGGGCCACUGCGGCCGCUGUGCCGGCCCAUCAACGCCACCCUGGCCGCUGAGAACGAGGCCUGCCCUGUCUGCAUCACCUUCACCGCCAGCAUCUGUGCCGGCUACUGCCCCAGCACGGUUCGGGUGCUGCCGGCUGCCCUGCCGCCUGUGCCCCAGCCCGUGUGCACCUACCGCGAGCUGCGCUUUGCCUCCGUCCGGCUCCCCGGCUGCCCGCCUGGUGUGGACCCAAUGGUCUCCUUCCCCGUGGCCCUCAGCUGUCACUGCGGGCUCUGCCGCCUCAGCAGCUCUGACUGUGGGGGUCCCAGAGCCCAGCCCUUGGCCUGUGACCGCUCCCCUCACCCAGGCCUCCUCUUCCUCUAAGGAUCCCCACCUCAACCUCCCAUGCCCACCCCAACUCCUGGAGCCAGCAGACGCUCCUCCCCAUCCCUCCUAAUAAAGACUUCUCAAACUGCA
Messenger RNA from Kogia breviceps (pygmy sperm whale), 1241 nucleotides. RefSeq names its product luteinizing hormone subunit beta (gene LHB). Gene Ontology annotation, molecular function: hormone activity. Lineage: Eukaryota; Metazoa; Chordata; Mammalia; Artiodactyla; Physeteridae. The record is from RefSeq and is a predicted model, not a curated record. Gene Ontology annotation, cellular component: cytoplasm; extracellular region. Gene Ontology annotation, biological process: G protein-coupled receptor signaling pathway.